Molecule: messenger RNA, 1154 nt
Organism: Aegilops tauschii subsp. strangulata
Lineage: Eukaryota; Viridiplantae; Streptophyta; Magnoliopsida; Poales; Poaceae
Product: RING-H2 finger protein ATL1-like
Biological process (GO): protein ubiquitination
Molecular function (GO): transferase activity
Source: RefSeq, a predicted model, not a curated record
GCCAUUACUUCCAAGUUCGAGCUACGCCACCACACCGCUACAUAUGUUGCAUCCACACCGUCAUCAUCGAACCAACCUUCCAUCAUCCAUCCAUCGGUUUCAGUUCUUUCUGAGCUGGAGCGCCCAUGGAUGUAGAGGAGGGAGCAAGCAACGCCCCCGUCUUCCCGGUGCCGCGGCAGCAGGCCCCGGCGACGACGCUGCUGUUCCCGCCACCAACGACGCCGCCGCUGGCACCCUACUACUACUACUCGUCAUCGUCUUCUCCGGCGACGCCGUCCCGCCUGACGCACCACGUGACGCUGAGCCUCACGAGCCUGCCCAUCCUGGUGCUCACCGUGCUCGGCAUCCUCACCACCUCCGCGCUCCUACUCACCUACUACGUCUUCGUCAUCCGCUGCUGCCUCACCUGGCACGCCUCCUCUCCCAACUCCGGCGGGCCCAGAAGGCUCAUAAUUUCUCUCUCCCGCCGUCGUCGCAGCCGCAGCAGCGCCGCCUACGACCAUGAGCUUCCCGUGGUGCACGGGCCGGCUCCUGACGAGGGUCGUGGCGGGCUCGGGGAGCCGGCCAUCCGGGCGCUGCCGGAGUUCAGAUACAGCAAGGCCGCCAAGAACGGCGCCGACGCGAGCGAGUGCGCCGUGUGCCUCGGCGAGUUCCAGGAGGGGGAGAGGGUGAGGCUCCUGCCGGGCUGCCUCCAUGUCUUCCACGCGGAGUGCAUCGGCACUUGGCUCCAGGGCUGCGCCAACUGCCCGCUCUGCAGGGCAGCCAUCACCGCCACCAUCGGCAAACAAGCUCCAUUGAUUGAUCAGCCCCUGAGACCAGAGGAGGUUGUCAUCCAGGUGCAGGUCGACCUCGCCGGCACUGGAGAAGAAGGCACACUGACACAGCAACAAGAAGGCGGCACGGCGGCCUCGAAGAACAGCACCCGCUUCGAUGGAGAUGGCAGCAGCAGCAGCACUGAAGCACAUUGUAGGUAGUGAUUUUAGUUAGUUAGCUGCAUCUUAGCUUACGGCAAAGCAAAUUGUGUCACAUUGUUUGGGUGUUCAUCUCUUUUGCCGCUUGCAAGAUUAGUGUAAGAUAGUAGGAGUAGAUUAUAAGAGGAGGUUGUGCAGAGCAUUUGUAUUAUCUUUAAUGGAGGAUAAUUAGUUGUUAUGACA